UCUGCGCAAGCGCAACAAGGAAGGAAACACUUCGCCAAAAGGACCGUGGAAAGAGGCCUGCUGCGGACAUCGUGACAAUUUUAUAGCGACCCACCACUUAACUCUUCGGAACAUAUCAAGAACGUAGACACAGUACGGGUUUAGAUCAAGUGUUUGUUCUCACCAGCGAACAUGCCCAAGAAUAAAGGUAAGGGAGGUAAGAACCGUCGACGUGGUAAGAAUGAGAAUGAGUCUGAAAAGAGAGAGCUGGUGUUCAAGGAGGACGGCCAGGAGUACGCCCAGGUGAUCAAGAUGUUGGGCAAUGGACGGCUGGAGGCCAUGUGCUUUGACGGUGUUAAACGUCUCUGCCACAUCCGGGGGAAGCUGCGGAAAAAGGUUUGGAUAAACACGUCCGAUAUCAUAUUGGUGGGACUGAGAGAUUAUCAGGACAACAAAGCUGAUGUCAUUCUGAAGUAUAAUGCAGAUGAGGCCAGGAGCCUGAAAGCCUACGGAGAGCUUCCUGAGCACGCUAAAAUUAAUGAGACGGAUACCUUCGGACCUGGAGAUGAUGAUGAAAUUCAGUUUGAUGACAUUGGGGAUGACGAUGAGGACAUUGAUGAUAUUUAAGCUUGGCCCUGUUAUUUGCUAAGAGGAAGUUGGUGGGACUCCUUUAUCUCUGCAAGACAGGACUGCGGCCGGUUGACUCCCACGCAUGAGCUGGAGUCUUUGUUCUGUCCCCCAUACAAGAUGGCUCAAAAAUAAAUUCCUGUCACUGGUAACACAGAAUCAUUCUUUCAACAUUUUUGUUGUUUUAUUGUAUUUAUAUUUUAUUUCACUUCAUGUGAAAUUUAGUGUCAAAUGCAGACUACCUGAAUAAUAAAAAGUUAAAACAGUUUGUUUCAUCUGGUAAUUUGUUUUAUUUUUGUAUGUUCCCAGAUUAGCUUAGUUAUAAUAAAUUCCAUAAAAUAUUCAAAGGUGGCUGUCUGCUUGGGUUUUUUGGGUUCCCAUUUUCAUAAAUUGCUUAAUCACAUACAUGUAGUAUUACUACAGUGACUUAUAGUUAAGGUGGAUUAUGCAGAGGUCAAUUAAUUGAUCCAAGAUUUAUUAUAUUUGAUUAACAGUUGUUUUCUGUCAUAUGUAUAUUUUAAUUUGAGUAGCAAUGAAGAUCAACAUUUCAUUGUAAAAAAAAAAGAAACAACAAAAAAAAAACAAUAAGCAAGGGUUUUCUGAACCAGGACAGUUUUUUGAUAUGGUUAUAGUUAUUGUGUUGUACAGUAUUACUAUAAACAUAAGGGGUGUAGAAUGGAAGGUUCCUACACCAUCCUGUAAAUCAGUGGUCUCAAACUCGUUGCCAUGGAGGGCCGUGUGUAUGCAGGUUUUCAUUCCAACCAAUUAAUGCUGCCUUAAUUGAGUCCAAUUACUCAUUCAGCCAUAUGCAUUUAACUGCAUUGAAGAACUGAAUAUAAGCUUUUACUUAAUAAAACUUAAUAAAGUUUUUAUUUAGACAAUGCGGGUCACCAUAGACGUCGGGUCACCUUUAUGUUCAAACCUGCAUCCCUAAUCCAGCAAAUAAUUGAACUAAUUAUAUAAUCAAGAUCUGAGGCUGGAAUAAAAACCAGCAUACACACAGCCCUCCAUGGCACUGAAUUUGAGACUGCUGCUGUAAAUGAUCUUAUAUAAUUAAAAUAUUAUUUAUGUACGUAUUGAAGAAAACAAUCUGCAAUUACACUGAUGUCCACAUGAUGAUGCUGUUGUCACAAAAUUAUCAAAUACAUUUAAAAUAUACUAUAUACAGUGGUCAGAAAGCCCUUGUAACAACGCUGGAAAUAUUUUAUUGUAACAAACUAAAAUGUGUCUAUUUUUGUAACUUAUCACCCUGAUUUUACAAAUUAACUAAUCAAUUAUUUGGCCCAACUGAAAAAUGUUAAAGGAUUCUAAUUUGGGCAAAAUGAAUUUGUCCAACAACAUAUUGUGUGACCCACAAAUGCAUUGAUUGUGGUUUUGUGGUUUUCAUUCCCUGUAGAAAGCCAGUGUGACUGAUACACCUCUUUUUCUGUCAAUAUCACAGAUAAAACUUGUCUUUUCUCUUCUGAACUCUAGCCAUUUUCUUGUUUGGACCUCUCUCACUCGGUCUGUGUAAUGUAAGGAAUGCAGAUUGUUGAUGUCUGCCCUUCUUUAUGACAUCUCAAUCAAGUGGAACGUCUUCAUGCUAUGUUCAGUGCAUAAUUCUAAGGUCACUGGCUUGUUGAAAUUAGAAUUUGGUCUGCUUUAGAAGGAAUAUUGUGUGGCCUGGUAAAAUUAAUUAAAUGUUAUUUGCUCCUGUUCUGGACUUUUUGACCAUGUCUUUUCUUUUUUGUUGUUUUUUUUUUUUUUUGUUGGGUAAUGUGGGGUAAAAGAUGAUGACAAACUUACUCCUCAUAGCUUUGAGGAAUUAAGUCUUUCAUCGAUUACCACAAAGGCACUAAAAAUGUGACAUUACUAUUAAAAAUACAGUUUAAUUCUCCUGUGAAGCAAAGUUGUGUUGUAUAUUUCCCUGUCUUUAAUGCGCUGUUGCAUGACUGGCCGUUAUGGGAGAGUUCUAUGUAGGGAACGAGGCUGUGCUGUGUACCUCUUGUUGUUACUUCUCUAAAUUCAUACGUCCACUUUCACAUGUAGAACUCUUCUCUUCCAUGGAGCAGAUGAUAGCUUAACUAUAAUGAAAUCAGUGAUUGUAAUGAAGGAUGAAGGCCUUGAUUCAGUUUAACCACCGUUUUGUCCUCAGCUGUGUUGAUGUUAAACAUGUGUUACAUAGUCUGCUACACAAGAUGCAUUGCUGAUUCCAGUCACCAUCAAAUUCAGUGUAAAAUAUUCAACACUUAUUUUGUUAAUUAGAAAACAUAUUGUGAUUAGAUUGAGUCUUGGCAAACGGCUGAUUGAACUGAAUCUGUGGGGAAGGCGAGUGGUCUGGUGAGACCCAUCCAUUGUACAAAUUUUUAAGUCAGGACACUAAUUAUAAGGCAACUUUUAAAGUAAACUCAACCUUUGGAAGACAGAAGUUCAGCUAAUGCCCACUCUUAAGUAAAACUCUAAGUUAGGUCAACUUCUGUAUGCAACAGUUAAACUUACUGUACUUUAAAAAGAAACUGAAGUUGUUUUAUAAUUUCCUGAUUUAAAUUUUUUUUACAGUGUUGUUAAAAAAUGUUAUGUUUUAUCAUGACAGCAAUCCAGAAUGAUUUCCAUAAAUAAAAUAAAAUAUCUGCUUUU
Molecule: messenger RNA, 3222 nt
Organism: Anguilla anguilla (European eel)
Lineage: Eukaryota; Metazoa; Chordata; Actinopteri; Anguilliformes; Anguillidae
Gene: eif1axb
Product: eukaryotic translation initiation factor 1A X-linked b
Exons: 7
Coding region: 172-606 (144 amino acids)
Biological process (GO): translational initiation
Cellular component (GO): cytoplasm
Molecular function (GO): RNA binding; translation initiation factor activity
Source: RefSeq, a predicted model, not a curated record